Messenger RNA from Exophiala spinifera, 2217 nucleotides. RefSeq lists its product as uncharacterized. Gene Ontology annotation, biological process: proteolysis. Gene Ontology annotation, molecular function: serine-type endopeptidase activity. The coding region runs from base 1 to 2217 and encodes 738 amino acids. The record is from RefSeq and is a predicted model, not a curated record. The transcript has 2 exons. Lineage: Eukaryota; Fungi; Ascomycota; Eurotiomycetes; Chaetothyriales; Herpotrichiellaceae.
AUGAGAUCCGAAAAGACCUUGAUUCGCAUUCGAGGCAACGAGAUAGAUCUCGCCAAUUCUGCAGACGGGAUCCUUCCUCUGGAUGCUGACAACAGCGAUUAUGUCUUGGUCGUGCUGAACCGAGAAAUGGACCAGGACACGAUUGAAGCAUUGAAGGAGUAUGAGGCCGACGUGAUCAAGCGAAUGGUGGGCAACACCUGGCUGGUGCAUUACCCUCCCUCAGAUCUUCGAAUCUUAGAGAGGGUUCCGGCGGUCAAUCAUGCACUGGUCUAUUUGAACUGUUUCAAGAUCCAUAAGGAUCUGCAAAAACAACUCGUGGAAGCUGAUAGGGGAGAGGUCCAUGAGGUUUCGAUCAUGAUGCAUGAAGUUCCAUGUCCAAAUGUUGAAGCAAUUCUUGCCAUGAUCUAUCGUAUCGAUCCUGACGUCAAGCUACUCAACUCAAGUAAUGGGAUCUUGCACAUAGCCAUCAUACCCGACGACGUUGUACACGUUAUUGCAGAGCUGGAUAGUGUGCAGGCUAUUGAAGCCAUCACCCCAGCCAUACCUUAUAAUGACAAGGCCAAGACCGUUUCCGGGCUCGACCAUAUCAAUUCUUCGUUGGAGGAGAGCGGUGAAGACCCAUUGACUGGAGAAGGCCAGAUCGUCUGUGUUGCGGAUUCUGGAGUCGAUGCCACUCAUCCAGCACUCCGAGAUCAGAUCGUGGACGCAUUCUAUGUCUCCGGCGACGACAGGGACGAGCAAGGUCAUGGCACCCAUGUGGCUGGCACCAUAGUUGGUCGUAACAUGACAAACUUUCGUAUGGAGAAGAUUCGCCUUUACGAAUAUAAGUCAUGCGCCGCAUUCCAUGGCUUUGACAAUACGAUCUUUGAUCAGAAGGACUGUUUAGGCAUGGCACCCAAAGCUCGCCUCUACGUGCAAGGCGGCCUGUUCAGGGACAUGCCGCCAGAACGGCGACUGCAAGCAUCCCAACUCCUCGAAAUGGCAUAUAAUCUGCCCGGGCACAGUUGCAGGAUCCACAACAAUUCCUGGGGUGCCACCUGGAGUGACUUCCACAAGUUCCAGAAGUUGCCCAAAUCCCCCCAACUUGCAUACACCGUUGACGAUGCAGAGCCAGUGGACCGCUUUGCCUUGGAACACCCUGAUCUGUUGAUUCUCUUCGCAGCAGGGAACGAUGCGGACAUGCCAACGGACACAUCAGCCCAUGUCGGUGGGUGGGCGGCCGCUAAGAACGUCUUGACUGUUGGCGCCUCCCACAACAAUCGUCCAAUGACGGAUGUCUGGACCGUCGACUAUUCUCUGCGUAUCCAGAAGAAGUUCACCAAGGGCGAGACCAUGCAUAAUCGCAACAGCAGGAUCGCCAAGUUCAGCAGUCACGGGCCGUGCAGAAACACUCUGCGGACCAAACCUGACGUCCUCGCACCGGGAGCCGGCAUCCUCUCUGCACGCAGUGGCGACAAAAACUGGGCUUUCGGCGAGACACAUUACGGAUUUCCCCUUGAGAUGGACGUCGGUGAGGGAACUGUCAUGAUGAGCGGCACGUCGAUGGCCACCGCGGUCGUAUCUGGCUGUGCCGCUCUGAUGCGGGAAGCACUGGUCAGAUGGCAAGACAUUUCUAAUCCCUCUGCGCCACUCAUGAAGGCUCUCUUCGUCAACGGUGCUGAUAUGCUCGAAAACACUCCUGUCGAGGUUCAAGGGUUCGGCGAGAUCAACAUGGUCAAGGCGAUGCGCCCGGUGCGCGUUCCAUUGGCCGAUAUUGAGGCAGGCACGGCCCCUUCUGGCUGGAUUCAAGACGUGGCGACCACCGACACGAUCAGGACUGUACAAGUUAUCGUCCCUCCAUCUGCCAAAGGGGACGAUGUCGUUAUCAAGGCUACCUUGGUUUACCAUGAUCGUGCGGGCGACCACAUUCAGAAUCGGAUGAAUCUAUUCAUUCUGAAUUCUGGCAAUGAAAGAGCAGACUCACUUCACAGGCAUCCGGAUGAUAACGUGCAUCAACUCAUCAUCGGACCUCUCACGCCAGGCGAGAAGUUGACGCUCGGUGUCGAAACGAAAUUGUUCAUCGGGGGAGGAGGAGGUCAAGGGUUGCCUCUUCAGGGUACCAUUCCAUGGGCUCUCGUUUGGAGCUGCAUGAACGACUUGCGUACACGUAUAGAGGUUCCUGUGCCAGACACUGACAGACCCUUUGAUUUGGCUCUAGCAUUGGAAAGUCUUAGUUGA